AAUUCAAUUAUUUUAUUGGCCCAAAAAGUAGAGAACCACCAUUGUGCAGUGGGACACUAGGGUAAGAGGCCUGAUCAUGAUGGGUGAUAAAGGAUUUCUUCCCGCAGAAUAAGUGUUUUGACGUUGUCUUGGUUCUGGAAUUAGCUAGAUGUUUGUUCUCUCUAAAUUGAACUUAGUAUGUGUUUUUCGUAAAAACACGUGAGUAGUUAUUUUUACCCAAGACAGCAAGGAUUUUGAUUGGCCUGCAGAAAUGUGUGUUCUGGAGAAUUUCGGCGACAAAACCAUCUCCGAUGGGAUUGAGUGGUUGGAAAGAUACAACACCAGAAUCUUAAAAGACGCUAAACCUAUUUGUUUUCAACUCAGAAUCAGAGUUUAUCGCACCAACGAUGGCUGUCACAGUCAAAACCAUGGCUCUCGUUAUUUCGUUCUUCGGUGUCGUCUCUUUCAUUCUCGGUGUUAUUGCCGAAAACAAGAAGCCUGCAGCUGGAACCCCGGUACCUGGCAAGGGUGUUGUCACCUGCAAGUUCCCAGCUGAUCCAACAGUCGCAUUGGGCUACCUUUCCUUUGCAUUUUUCAUUGUAUCCAAUGUGGCCGGAUUCAUGUCACUCUUCUAUCCUUACAAGGGAAAGUCUGUUCCACAAGGUGUUCUAUUUAAGAGCACUAGCUUCUUGGUAUUUUUCAACAUUGCAGUGUUCACGACUGGACUAGCUGCAGCUAUGUUGUUAUGGCCGACGAUCACUGAACAGAUGCACCUUCAGCGAAACGUACACAAUGAUCUCUCCUACACUUGUCCGACUGCUAAAACCGGUCUCCUUGGAGGCGGUGCAUUUCUAUCGCUUGAUUCUUCUCUCUUUUGGCUGAUUGCCCUUAUGCUAGCUGGCAACGCUCGUGAAGAUUUCUUGGAUGAAGAAGAUAAGGGAGGGGAACUCUCCUCAACUGCUUAGGUGCAUGUUAAUGGUGAUAGAGGAAGAAUUAUAUCUGUAUAUGUAUGCAGAUUUAGGUACUUUAAUGUGACGAUGCAGAUUUUUCAACUUUUGUUUCCCCAAGCAGGAAAUUAAAAUCAGAUGAUAAUUAGUUUAAUUAAUUUCUAAUAAUUUUAAAUUUUGAAUUUAAAAAAAAUAAGGAUUUGCAAAUGGUGAUUACGUGA
Messenger RNA from Arachis ipaensis, 1147 nucleotides. Its product is annotated as keratin-associated protein (DUF1218). The record is from RefSeq and is a predicted model, not a curated record. Lineage: Eukaryota; Viridiplantae; Streptophyta; Magnoliopsida; Fabales; Fabaceae.